AUUUGGUCUCUCCCAAAUUCAUUUUUUGUACCUCUGAUUCUCCAUUGAUUUCUUCACAUCCCAAUUUUUUUUUCUUCUAAAUUACUUUCACCUUUUGAUUGCGCUUUGAUUCAAUGCCAAUAAAUGUAUUUAUGUUUUUCUCUGAUUUUGUAGAAUGCUGUCUGCGAGUUUCCAACCCUGCCGGGGGAAUGCACCGGUGUCUAAUGUCACUGGACCUCAAGUGCCAGGCACAGGGGACCAUACAUUUGAACGGAGAUUGCGUCUUGGAGGACCAUUAUUGAAGGAAAACAUUGCAACCAUGGUGCUUGAGAGUGACUUGCUUUUACUAGGGAGAGCAACUAUUGAAGAGGCACGGAGUCUUUCACAUUGGUUACACUCCGAGGCAGGAUUUGGCAAGAUGGGUGUUUGUGGACUAAGCAUGGGAGGAGUGCAUGCUGCAAUGGUUGGAUCACUACACCCAAUCCCUGUUGCUACUCUUCCUUUUCUAUUGCCACAUUCUGCUGUAGUGGCACUGUGAGGGUAUAUUAAAGUAUGGCACUGCAUGGGAGGUACUUAGAGAGGAUCUUGCAGCCCAGGAAUCUGCAAUGACUCUCAAGGAGGUUAGAGAAUGCAUACAAAAUGUACUGUCUCUCACAGAUGUCACACGCUUUCCAAUUCCAAAAAAUCCCAAUGCUGUUAUAUUUGUAGCCGCAACUGAUGAUGGUUACAUACCCAAGCACUU
Rubroshorea leprosula is the source of this 721-nucleotide messenger RNA. The record is from the annotation of a GenBank genome assembly. NCBI's taxonomy places the organism in Eukaryota, Viridiplantae, Streptophyta, Magnoliopsida, Malvales, Dipterocarpaceae.